CCGCUCUGCGCAGGCGCCAGUCUCGAGCUGCCUGCGGAGCUGCCUGAGCCCGCGUGGGAAACCCGGGCGCUUGGCGCGGAGACGCCUUUGGGGCUGCUCCCUGGAGCCUCUUUCUCCAUCAGGAGUCCGCGGCUUUCCCUUUCACGCGAUCUUCCGGGAGCACGGGUCGCGGCGUGUCAGGCAUAUUUCCUGACAGUCCCGGCAGGCCCCUGAAAGGACCGGGCGCGGACACGUGGGGCCUCGCGUUUCGGCCGGAAGUCCCGGAACAGCCGGGCCGUGGCUGGCAGGUGUCUGCGCGCAGCGUGCGGGGCCGCGUGGGCCAUGGGGCGGCGGGCGCGGGGCCGGCGGCUCCAGCAGCAGCAGCAGCGGCCCGCGGGCUCGGAGGAUGGCGCCGAGGGCGGCGGGAAGCGUGUCGAGGCGGGCUGGGAAGGCGGGUACCCCGAGAUCAUCAAGGAGAACAAGCUGUUCGAGCACUACUACCAGGAGCUCAAGAUCGUCCCUGAGGGCGAGUGGGAGCAGUUUAUGGAGGCGCUCCGGGAGCCUCUCCCGGCCACUUUAAGAAUUACUGGCUUCAAAAGCCAUGCAAAAGAGAUUCUCCAUUGCUUAAGGAACAAGUAUUUCAAGGAAUUGGAGAACCUGGAAGUGGAUGGUCAGAAAGUUGAAGUUCCACAGCCACUGAGUUGGUAUCCUGAAGAACUUGCCUGGCACACAAAUUUAAGUCGAAAAAUCUUAAGAAAAUCUCCACAGUUGGAAAAGUUUCAUCAGUUUCUAGUCAGCGAAACUGAAUCUGGAAAUAUCAGUCGUCAGGAGGCUGUUAGCAUGAUCCCCCCGCUGCUGCUCAGCGUCCAGCCACAUCACAAGAUUUUAGAUAUGUGUGCAGCACCUGGCUCCAAGACCACACAGUUAAUUGAAAUGCUCCAUGCUGACAUGAAUGUCUCCUUUCCAGAGGGCUUUGUGAUCGCUAAUGAUGUGGAUAACAAGCGCUGCUAUCUGCUGGUUCAUCAGGCCAAGAGGCUGAGCAGUCCCUGCAUCAUGGUGGUGAACCACGACGCAUCCAGCAUACCCAGACUCCAGAUUGACGUGGGCGGAAGGAAAGAGGUUCUCUUCUAUGAUCGAAUUCUGUGUGAUGUCCCUUGCAGUGGAGAUGGCACGAUGAGAAAAAACAUUGAUGUCUGGAAAAAGUGGAGCACCUUAAAUAGCUUACAGCUACAUGGUUUACAGCUGCGGAUUGCAACACGGGGUGCGGAGCAGCUGGCAGAAGGUGGGAGGAUGGUGUACUCCACGUGUUCACUAAACCCCAUUGAGGACGAAGCGGUCAUAGCGUCUUUACUGGAAAAAAGUGAAGGUGCUUUGGAACUUGCUGAUGUGUCUUCUGAGUUGCCGGGACUGAAAUGGAUGCCUGGAAUCUUGCAGUGGAAGGUGAUGGCGAAAGAUGGACAGUGGUUUACAGAUUGGGAUGCGGUUCCUCACAGCAGGCAUACCCAAAUUCGGCCCACCAUGUUCCCUCCAAAGGACCCAGAAAAGCUACAGGCCAUGCAUCUGGAGCGCUGUCUUAGGAUAUUACCGCAUCAUCAAAACACUGGAGGGUUCUUUGUGGCAGUAUUGGUGAAAAAGUCUUCAAUGCCAUGGAAUAAACGCCAACCAAAGCUGCAGGGUAGAUCUGCAGAGACCAGAGAAAGUGCACAAUUGAGCCCUGCAGAUCCCACAGAAGGGCAGCCUGCAGACCCCUCCAGGCUGGAAAGUCCAUCGGUCACAGAAACUGGCGACACAGAAAUAAUUCGCACAGCUGAGAAUUUAGAGAAUAACGGCAAUAAGAAAGAUGGUGUGUGUGGUCCUCCUCCAUCAAAGAAGAUGAAGCUAUUUGGAUUUAAAGAAGAUCCAUUUGUAUUUAUUCCUGACGAUGACCCACUGUUUCCACCUAUUGAAAAAUUCUAUGCCUUGGAUCCUUCAUUCCCAAAGAUGAAUUUGCUGACUCGGACCACGGAAGGGAAGAAGAGGCAGCUCUACAUGGUGUCCAAGGAGCUGAGGAACGUGCUGCUAAACAACAGCGAGCGGAUGAAGGUUAUUAACACGGGGAUAAAAGUCUGGUGUCGCAAUAACAGUGGCGAAGAGUUUGAUUGUGCUUUCCGGUUGGCGCAGGAGGGAAUAUACACCUUGUAUCCAUUCAUUAACUCAAGAAUUAUCACUGUGUCGAUGGAAGAUGUUAAAAUACUGUUGACCCAGGAGAACCCCUUUUUUAGAAAACUCAGCAGCGAGACCUACAGUCAGGCAAAGGACCUGGCAAAGGGGAGCAUCGUGCUGAAGUAUGAGCCGGAUUCUGCGAAUCUGGAUGCCCUUCAGUGUCCCAUUGUGAUGUGCGGAUGGCGGGGCAAGGCCUCCAUUCGGACUUUUGUGCCCAAGAACGAGCGGCUUCAUUAUCUCAGGAUGAUGGGGGUGGAGGUGUCUGGAGAAAAGAAGAAGGAAGGGGCCAUUCCAGCUAGUGAGGUCACAGACAGCACCACGGAUGGCACCGGGCAGCCAGACAACCAAGAGAGUGAUGAGCAGGGGGCAGGAGAGGCCACCAGCGUGGACGCAGCAGGCUGUGACCCGGUGGGCGACCCGCCCCGGUGAGCAGACCCAGGGACACAGCUCCUGUGUGCAGGCGAGCUGGCCCCCAGCCUCGGCGCUGCUGUCUGUAGCCAAAUCCGUAAGAAUACGUAAGUCUGUGUGUGUCCUACAGACUACAGGCCAGCAGAUGGCCGCCAUCAAAUGAUCAGAGCUGCUUUCGUGCAGAGUUGACAGAAAUAGCAUCCUAGAAGUUGCUCAUCUUCCUUUUUUCUUGGGCUGCGCUGGGUCCUGUGUGUCCGUUGCUGGCAAUAGACUCUUGCUGUUCACGUCGUACUUCCAUCAAGAAAUCACACUGCCCUUGCGAUGGUUCAGGUCCGUUUUGUUAAGCCUCUGUUGGUCUUAUAAAGGUCCAUUAUUUUUUUAAUUAUUAUUUAUGGAAAGAAUCUAUAACUCUAAGUCUUGGGGAACCGUAUUACAAGCUUUAAUGAUUGUGCUGAGUUGCACGCGAGCCGUGUGACAUCCAGAUGCAGUGGGUAACAUCUGAGGCCUCAGGUGACGUCUGUGCCUUUUGUGAUAAAGGAGAAAAUGAACUUUCUCCGAGCAAGAUCAGUAUCGUGAAUUGUGAUACUAGCUACCGGGAGUUUAUGUGCUUUUAUUGGAUGGAGUGCUUUGCGAGUUUUAUUUUUAAAUGGAGUUUGGGAUCUUUGGGAUAUUUAAAUAAAGUUAUUAAGAACAAACA
Molecule: messenger RNA, 3286 nt
Organism: Carlito syrichta (Philippine tarsier)
Lineage: Eukaryota; Metazoa; Chordata; Mammalia; Primates; Tarsiidae
Gene: NSUN2
Product: NOP2/Sun RNA methyltransferase family member 2
Exons: 19
Coding region: 322-2610 (762 amino acids)
Biological process (GO): tRNA methylation
Cellular component (GO): nucleus; cytoplasm
Molecular function (GO): tRNA (cytidine-N5)-methyltransferase activity; tRNA binding
Source: RefSeq, a predicted model, not a curated record